Messenger RNA from Equus caballus (horse), 5678 nucleotides. The record is from RefSeq and is a predicted model, not a curated record. NCBI's taxonomy places the organism in Eukaryota, Metazoa, Chordata, Mammalia, Perissodactyla, Equidae.
AAAAAUGCAAAUAUAUUUACUCUUUUUACAAUGAAUUAAGCUUGAAAACUCAUUUACUGAAACAAUUUCUGGGUUUACCAUUGCUUCCCGUACUAUAUACACUCCCUCAGCACCACUUUUCAUCCUGCUGAAAUUAUUUUAUUGGGAAGCUUUGGCAGUGAAUUAUUUUAGUUUUUGUUUUUAUUUUUCCUCACUCUUUAAUGAUGGUCCAGCUAUGCAUUGAAUUCUAGUUGUGCAGUUAUAUUCCAUCAGCACUUUCGAAGGUUUUCUCUCUUUUCUAUUACUGCCAUUGAAAAGUCCACUAUCAUUUGAUUUUCUUUACUAAGUGGGUAAUCUGUCUUUUACCUCUGGGAGCAUUUAAGAUUUUCAUUAGCUUUGACAUUCUACAGCUUCAGUACCAUGUAUUUCUUUUUAUAUUUCCUGUUCAAUACCUAGAAAAUUGUCCAUUCUGUCUUCAAGCACCACUCGUGGCAGACAACAGUAACACCAAGACACAUAUACUUAUGCACAAGAUGCACUGGACUGCCAAAGGUCAAUGAAGAAGAUCUUGUAAUUGUAGACUCCACAAAGUACAGUCAUAUUGAAUUGGAAAUACUCCAGGCUCAGAGGAUCAUAAAAGAGACCACUGAGAGGAAGGUCAAAGGAGUAUCUCACAUAUGCCACAAAACCCACCUAAUCUCUGUGGAAGAGGGCUGACCAUGAAAGGGCCCUUGCUUCCUGCUCUAUUUAGUCAGCAGUUUGGAAAUGGGACAUCAGUGCCUCUGUUAGAGUGAGAUAGAAACCUAAGUCUUGAAGCUCAUUUAGUAAGAGAAGAGAGCAGGGAUACCAGGCCAGGAAAUGUGCCCAAGAGGAUUCAUUAACAUCCUGUUUCCUGGACCAAAAUUUCCAGGGGAGACAAUUUCUGCUGAAAAGAUAAGUCCCUCUGAACUUAGGAGAAUAAUAAAGGACCCUCCUCCAGGACAGGGCCCUGGCUCACUGUUGCCCCAGAGAGGGAAGCGAGGCAGGGUCUCCCCUGGGCAGCUAUUCCAAUAUCUACUUCCUCCAGAUUCCUGCUGCUUUCAUCUUUGUUCCCAGAACCUAGCAAGAGGAAAUAAACAUCUUAGCAUCUGGACCCAAGAACUCAGUCUGACAACAGCUCCAUGUUGUUUCUUAGAAACUACCCAAGGACUGUACUAGCUCUCUGUGUGUAUCUACUGCAUCUACAGAGAACACCUGCAGAGGAACAGAAGGAGCAGGCAGGGCCCUGACACCUACCUUUGUCAGACUCUUAAGACUCUUAACACAACAUAGCAAAAAUUAAGUCAAUUGCAUACCUCUGAAAAAGUUUUAUCUUCCUUCCCCUUUUAUAUGGGAACAUCCUUGACCCUCAAACAACCCCCAGGGCAGUCUGCAUUGUCCGGCAGCUGGGCUUCUCAUCACUCGAGGUAAGGACUUUGUCUAUCUUUCAGGGAAGUGUGCAGCCUCUAGGAAUGUUGAGUUGAGAAACAGAGCCCAAAGCAGUCCCUCAGAACUCAAGCCACUCUGUCUCCAGCUUCUCUAGUGCUUUGGGCUGCAUACUCAUCCCAAUUCCCUCUAUUCUUUGUGUUCUAAACAUGAAGAGGAAUUAAUAAGGAUGAUGAACGGGUCUGUGCUACCUUCCAGGCCUGGGUAUCUGCUUCCUGGUGGAAGUAUCAGUACCUGUCCUUAGACCCCAGUGGGCUUUGCUGGCCUCUGAUAAGGCGUUUUUGCACCAAUCUGAUGAUAAAUGCCUCCAAAGUGCCAUCUAAGAGCAGAUGAUAUACCUGCCAUCCACUCUAAUAUGUUUAUACCAUUAAAACCCUGUGGAGCCAUAAGAGGUCAGUAGAAACCAUUGAAAUGUCAAAAUAUAGAAGCCACAAUAUAGGGAAGUGAUUUAGAGAAAGAUGCUUCACUUACAGAUUCUCUAACACAUGUUCACAGUUGUCUUUAUCUGUCCAGUAUCCAUGACAUAUGACACUGAUUUCUGUCAACUGUCUCUUCUGGUUUCUCUCUCAGAUUGGGUACCACACUCCAACAGCAGCUUCCAGAACAGGAGCUCUUCCUCCCUGUCUCUAUGGCCCUUCAACCCAGUGUGGGUACUCUGGCCCUGCAGGAGGGAGAGUGGGUAUCUGGAUCAGGUGCAGGGGAGGGAAGGUAGGAUUAUUGAGGCUAAUUACAACAAACAGCACAUGCUCUUUGUUGCCUACACCUUUUGCCAUUUCUCCCAAACACAAACACUCUGCUCUUUCUGGGCAGGGCCUUGUCUGCUUUUUCUGAGUCCUCCCAGGCUCACAUUUUAUCAUAACCUGUUAAAAAAAAACACAACAAAAACCUAUGUUUGCAUUGAUCCUGAAGGUUUACCUCUAAAAGCAACACCAUGUCAAACAUGCCAUCUCCUAGUCUCAGAGAGUCUAGAAUCCCUUCUCUCUCAGGCCCACAGAGAGUGUGGGGCUGGUCAAGAGAGGUGAACAUACUAAGGAGGACACACUUUAGGUCUUCCCAUGAGGCUUGUGUCUACAGCCUUGAGUGCUGCAAACAAAUGUAGGCAUACGUUACAUGGAAAAAGAAGUAGAGUGUCUUGUUGAAAUCACGUUUCUGUACCUGUUUUAGAAUUUCAUAUUAAGAAUAGGUCUAUGCCAAACACUAACUGGCUUUUUAAAUCAUUAGUCAAAUAUUAGACUUAAAAGAUAGGUGCAAAAAUAAUCAAGGGCAUGGGUGCUAGAACAUCACUUUCCUAUUAGGAGAGAGAUGUUUCAUCUUCCCAAAAGAAACACAUUCAGGUUUGAUGUCCUGAAUAGUAUUCUCAUGUAGUGAUCUCUUAAUGUUUAGCUGUUACUGUGAUGCCUGUUCUCCAUUUGGAUGGUUCUUUCAUAGAGGUAAAAUUAAAAGAGUCAGAAACUCAGAGAUUAAGAGUUCACGUCAGUUUCCAGUGGGAAGGGGAUCACCUCAUUUGAUUCAUGUUGCCAUCCUGAGGGACCUCUGAUGUUACAAACUAGGGGACUAGCUUAGCAAAACCUCAUUGAGAAUCCAUUUGGUUCCAGGCAACUAAAGACACAACCCAGAAUGGAGCACUGGAAUUCCUCCCUGGGAAGUGGCUUCAUAUUGAUAGGGAUUCUGAAUGACAGUGGGUCCCCUGAACUGCUGUGUGCCACAAUUGCAAUCCUGUACAUGUUGGCCCUGACCAGCAACAUCCUGCUAUUCCUGGUCAUCACAAUGGAUGCUUGGUUCCAUGUGCCCAUGUACCUCCUGCUCGGGCAGCUCUUGCUCCUGGACCUCCUUUUCAUGUCUGUUGUCACUCCCAAGGCCAUCGUGGAUUUUCUGCCUAGUGAAAACACCAUCUCCUUUGGGGGCUGUGCCCUUCAGAUGUUCCUGGCACUGACACUUGGUGGUGCGGAGGACCUCUUACUGGCCUUCAUGGCCUAUGACAGGUAUGUGGCCAUUUGCUAUCCUCUGAACUAUAUGGUCCUCAUGAGGCCCAGGGUCUGCUGGCUCAUAGUGGCCACAUCUUGGGUCCUGGCAUCCAUCAGUGCUUUAGAACAUACCUUGUAUACUAUGCACUUCCCUUUCUGUGCAUCCUGGAAUAUCAGGUAUCUGCUCUGGGAGAUCCCACCUCUGCUGAAGUUGGCCUGUGCAGAUACCUCCAGAUAUGAAUUCAUGGUGUAUGUGAUGGGUGUGAUCUUCCUGAUGCCCCCUCUUGUUGCUAUCCUUGCUUCCUACACAUUAAUUCUAUUUACUGUGCUCCACAUGCCCUCAAAUGAGGGGAGGCAGAAAGCCCUUGUCACCUGCUCUUCCCGCCUGACUGUGGUUGGGAUGUUCUAUGGAGCUGCCACAUUCACGUAUGUCCUGCCCAGUUCCCUCCACAGCCCCAAGCAGGACAACAUCAUCUCUGUUUUCUACAUGAUAGUCACCCCAGCCCCAAGCCCUUCACCUACAGCCUCAGGAAUAAGCAGGUCAUGGGGGCCUUGAGGAGGGUCCUGGGGAAAUACAUGCUGCCGACACACUGUACCAUCUAGGAGGAGCUUAUGGCUUCCCUCAAAAUUCAUUCCUCCUCAACAUCAGGAGUUUUCUGCUAAGAGUCAAAUACUCAGGGUAUGAAAACCAUAGUGCUGAGUACAUCUUUUAGCAGAAAAAUGAAGGAAUGUACUUUGACUUGUCAAACGCUCGUUUAAAUCUUCCUUCAGGAGGUAAUUUAUAAGGUAUGAGUCACACUCUGUUUAAAAUUUACUCUCUAUUUUCCCUGGUAGCUUCUGAGUUAAACGGGACUAGUGUCUUCUGCCAACUUGGGACAUGACCUCUGACUUUUGGAGUCCAAAUUGGACCAACAUGAGAACCAAAGAGAAGAAAGUUUCAAGUGGGAGGCUUAAGCAAGGCCCAUACAUCAGGGGAGGGGACUUUGAGAUCUGCACAAAUUCUAGACCAAGUGACCUUGUUAAAAGAUCAUGUACUGGCCUAGUUUUCUGCCCAAACUGGUAGUAGUUUUCAUGUAUUUGCAUCAUGUUCACUCCUCCUUGUUCCAACCAUCACCCGUCAUGGAAACUGCUCCACCUGGACAUCCAGCAGGUGUUUUUUCUGUUUCGGUUCUUUUGUUUGUUCGUUUGUUUUUGACAUGGGAAUAUUUUAUACUGCCUAAAUUUCAGUUGCUACUGAAAUGAAUAAAAUAAAAAGUUAAGGCAUCUCAUAAGUAAGAUCCAUGGUAAACAACUAUGCUUCUUCCUUGGAAAUAAACAAACACAGAAAUAAAACAAAACUGAUGUUCCAUUGUUUCAAGGCUGUCUUGAAAUGUCCCUACAAUUGCAAAGGGAUCAUAUGCUUGCUACGUGUGGUUGUGUGAGUGUGUGGAUGUGUAUUUGUGCUGAAAAAGGAGGGGACAACAUAUAAAUUCCUUUUCUAGUAGUUUGAAUAUGCUGUUCUACUACAUUUGCUUAUAAGUCUGGAAAUAUUUAAACAAAAGCUGGGAGUUGUUUUGAAACUUCAAAAUAACAUGGCUCAUCUGAGGGGCACUAUUUUAGGGAAUAUUGCUUUUUGUGGAAAUUGGCUAACACUUUCCCUUUUUUUUCCCAAAAUAAAACAGUACUGUUUCAUCUUUAAUGCUAAAAGAAGUCAUUUUAAAAAAAAUUAGUAAGAUAAAGAAUACUAGAAAUAGACAAAAAGCAACUAAAUUCUCUUACCCAGAGAUAACCACUACACAUAUUUAGAUGUAUUUCCUUUCAUUUUUAGUGCAGGCAUGUAUUUUACUGGGUUGAUAUGUGCAUGUAGGAUAGAGAUUUUUUUCACUUAUCAAUAUAUAGUGAAUGUUUUCCGUAUUACAUGAUGACUUAUAGAGCAGUGGCAAAUAGCCUGGGGUCAGUUGUCACAGUGCCAAGGUUUGAAUUCAAUACACCCCCACGUAUAUAACUUUGAGCAUGUUACUUAACCUCUCUAUACCUGAGUCUGUACACCUAGAAAUUGUUUAUUAGCAGUAAUACUAGGACCUACUUCAUAGUUGUUGUUGUGAGGUUUAAAUAAAAGUUAGUAAAUACAAAUGUAAGUGUAAAUAUAAGUGUAUUAAAUAUAAGCACUUUAGAGCAGCACCUGGCAUAUAAUGAGUACUUAACAAAUCUUAACUCUCACAUGAAUAAAUAGCCUUGGAAAUACUUUUACAUGGUGACUAAUAUUACAUCAAAUGGAAGCUUUGUAAUAGA